UGGAUUGAGGACUACAAGGAGAGGCGAGAAAGAUGCCGACCUCCACGUUGGCUAGAGCGGCCAUGAAGAGACAUAGGAACUUCCGGGGCGGAACUCUCUGGUCCUUUCCCUUCCGCGGAGACGGCGGGGGGGCGGGAAUGUGGGCCGCUAGCAACAUCAAAAUUCGCGAUUGCUUGGCCUCUACUUCCGUCACUCUCAAACGGUGCCUAAAAUUGGGGGCAACCAUGGCAAAAAGCAAGUUCGAGUACGUGCGGGACUUCGAGGCUGACGACACCUGCCUGGCUCACUGCUGGGUGGUUGUGCGGCUGGACGGCAGGAAUUUCCAUAGGUUUUCUGAGAAGCACAACUUUGUAAAACCUAAUGAUAGCCGUGCUCUCCACCUAAUGACCAAAUGUGCUCAGACUGUAAUGGAAGAACUAGAGGAUAUUGUGAUUGCAUAUGGACAGAGUGACGAGUACAGCUUUGUGUUCAAGCGGAAAAGCAACUGGUUUAAAAGAAGAGCCAGUAAGUUCAUGACUCACGUGGCCUCCCAGUUCGCCUCCAGCUACGUGUUUUAUUGGCAGCAUUACUUUGAGGACCAGCCCCUUCUGUAUCCCCCAGGCUUUGAUGGAAGAGUUGUGGUGUAUCCUAACAACCAGACCUUAAAGGACUACCUCAGCUGGCGGCAAGCAGAUUGUCACAUCAAUAAUCUUUAUAAUACAGUUUUCUGGGCACUUGUACAACAGUCUGGACUAACACCAGUGCAAGCCCAAGCGAGAUUACAGGGAACUCUUGCGGCAGACAAGAAUGAGAUUUUGUUUUCUGAGUUCAACAUCAACUACAAUAAUGAGCCAAUGAUGUAUAGGAAAGGAACUGUGUUGAUAUGGCAGAAGGUGGAUGAAGUCACGACAAAAGAAGUUAAGCUGCCAGCAGAAAUGGAAGGAAAAAAGAUGGCAGUGACCCGAACUAGGACUAAGCCAGUGCCCUUGCACUGUGAUAUCAUCGGGGAGGCUUUCUGGAAGGAUCAUCCCGAGAUCCUAGAUGAAGACAGCUGACCCUUUGCUUUUCAAUCCUGGCGUGCUUAACCAUGCAAGGCCCUCCAAUUCUUCUCGCCUUCGGUGGCCCUAGCAUCCCUACCACCCAGAACAGUGUCCCAGGAGUGACAUGCCUCUGGUUGGGAAGGGAACAGGGAAAGAGGGAUGGAUGGAUGUAGGGUAUCUUGUUCUGCUUUAAGUGGAACACUUUUUAUGCAGUAUUGGAACAUGGUGCCUUCGGCAGAAGUGCAUUUUUUAAAAAAUCAUGGUACUAUUUUUAUAAAGCAAGAGCUAUUUCAUGCCUUGCAGAAUGAAUCCUUUUUAGGUUGUGGCGUAAGUCUUAUUAAUAUAAAAACUUACCAAGCCCUUUUUACCUGUGAUAGAGGGUGAGCCCAAACUUUAUUCUUGCCCACCUGUUCUUAACUAGAGAAUCCAAUGACCUUGAAAAAAAUAUCACCUUUCCCACCCAUUUACUUGCUUUCAUCUUUGGCAGACCUGGAGAUUAAAUAUAGGUUGAUGCCUGCCUGAUGUCUUUUGGAUUCAGGAAUUUCAGAGGAAACUCAACUUUGUGUCAGUCUCCAAGUUGGCAACUUUGGAUAAACAAAUGAAUAGUUUGGAUGUCCUUGUGUAAACAUUCCAUAGAUUCUGUGGAGUUGUCAGCAUGAUCAUCAUCAUCUUGCCAAGGUCAUUGUUUGCAAGGCCACUUACCUCUUUAUAAGAAGAAAGAAUUAUGUGUACAUAUGAGAGAAAGAAAACGUGGGAGAAGGAGGGAGAAACAGUCACUCCGUGUCCUCCAGAUACUUCAGUUUUAAAAGUCACCUUGUCACCUAUUGGACUUCCUGAAAAAGAGUCUCGUGUAGCCUCUGUAUAAUUAGAACAAUCACAUUUGAUUUGGAGAGCAGGGGGGUCAACACUCCGUUGCAGUCACAGGUGGCAGGUGGCAGAGAAGUCCUAAUAAUAGCUCCACCUGCAGAUGAGCCAGCCGAGAUGGGUAAGGAGCAAAGAGCGACAGCAUUCAUUUUGUGUUGUCAAGCUGUUUGCCUCUGAAAGGGGGCAGUAGUGGGGACAGGCAGUGAGUACUCACAUUGCCUCUUGUCCUCGUUUCAUAUUUUAGAGGAAAAAGAUUAUUUGGCUCUAUUAAGAAUUAAGAGACAGCCCACCUCUUGCACGACAGGCCAAGAAGAAAAUAUUUUUGAAAGGGCAAUGGCUGGUCUCAUUCUCCAGUUGAUACCCCAUCUGUUGAUGCCAUGUUUUCCCUUCGAAUAGGAGAUGUGACUCAUUUUUAGUGUUUGAUAAAAUAUCUGAGGGAAAAAAAUAAAGGUUUCAACUCCC
Molecule: messenger RNA, 2345 nt
Organism: Hipposideros armiger (great roundleaf bat)
Lineage: Eukaryota; Metazoa; Chordata; Mammalia; Chiroptera; Hipposideridae
Gene: THG1L
Product: tRNA-histidine guanylyltransferase 1 like
Exons: 6
Coding region: 33-1034 (333 amino acids)
Biological process (GO): tRNA modification
Molecular function (GO): magnesium ion binding; tRNA guanylyltransferase activity
Source: RefSeq, a predicted model, not a curated record